AAAACAGUAUUGGGAUAGAAAUGAUCCGCGCUCCCCAGUGGGAGGUAUGAAGAGUAACAAAGCAGCAGAACCGCUUGCUGGCUACGGGAUGGGAAAUGUUAGCUUGGCGCCGGAGUUUGUCAGUCGAUGGAAUUACCCUAUUGCCCGCAGAACAAGACAAGAAUAGGCAGUGCUGCACUGAAACACUACAUCAGGAUAGCCUACAUUUGUUUGUUUUUUUGUUGCUGGGGCUGUAUGGUACGAGGGGGUCCAUCGAAUCUAUCGCAUUGUAUUGUCGUAGCAAUUAGCAGUAAAGGGAAAGGCAAAAUGUGGUACUCAAAGUUAGGCUUUGUGAGGUGACUUAACUGGUAAGGGAAAGGCACUUAAGCUACUCACGACACUCACCUACUCUUCGCAAACUUGGGGUAAUCUAUACCCUACCCGUGCUCAUCUGUGGAGCGCGCGCAUCGCAACGCCUCUGCAGUACGGAUCUUGUAACGGGACACUCCGCUUGUCUCAUUUUCUCUCUUCGUAUUUUGAAGACUUUUUAAUCGCGUUUACAGGUUGGGACACUGUGGAUCCCGUGGAUACACCAUGUAGCAUCUGGUAUUUUUCGGUGAGAGUGACUGAUGUUGAAUGAUCAAACGGACUGAGAACUAGAGAGCUCUUCUCUUCACUAAUAUGUGUCUGCAUGACGCCACCAGCCUGGGACCCACUUGAUCCUUCUGCAGAGCCUGAAGGGACUCACCUGAUCCCCAGCCCCAGGAUGCCCAACACCAAGACCAGCCACUGAGCCCCAAGUGUGACCAGCCCAGCCGGCCACCCACCCCGAUGCCGCCAUGCCUAUCAUCAGCAACGCAAACCACGACUUCAGCAACCUCUCGGCCAGCGAUGAUAGCAGCCUCGACGCCAUCUUCACCCAGAUCCCUGAGACAGAGACGGUCAAGGGUGUCUACUACCAGAGGGCCCAGUUCAUCAGACGACCAGAGGACCUACUGUCGGUGGACCACGGUCUACUAGCGGUCAUCAACGUGGGAGGCAACCGCUACACUUUUCCCUGGAGCACGCUGGAGCAGUUUCCCUUGACCCGGCUGGGACGGCUCUGUGGCCUCAGCAGCCCAGAGGAGAUUGCCGGCGUGUGUGACGACUACGACGAGACACGGCGAGAGUUCUUCUUUGACCGCAGCCCCUCGGCCUUCCGCGUCAUCCUCAACUUCCUGGCGGCGGGGAAGCUGCGCAUGCUGAGGGAGAUGUGUGUGCUGUCGCUAAAUGAUGAGCUGCUCUACUGGGGCGUAGAGAUGACCUACAUGGAGCGCUGCUGCAAGAGAAAGAUGUACACGCGCAUCGAGGAGAUGAAGGAACACGAGCGGCAGGAGGAAGAGCAAAGGCAGAGGCACGCCAUGCUGCGCCCCCCAGUUGAGGAGACACGCUAUCGCAAGUUCAUGAACCAGCUGAGGGAUAUGGUGGAGAAUCCCCAGUCUGGCCUGCCAGGAAAGAUCUUUGCCUGCCUGUCGGUGGUGAUGGUAGCAGUGACCGUCAUCAGCCUGUGUAUCAGCACCAUGCCAGACCUCAGGGAGGAGGAGGACAGGGGUGAGUGUUCUCAGAAGUGUCGCCAUAUGUUCAUCGUGGAGACGGUGUGCGUGGCCUGGUUCUCCCUGGAGUGGAUCCUGCGCUUCAUUCAGGCUCGCAGCAAGCUGGAGUUCAUCCGAGGGCCCCUCAACGUCAUCGAUGCCAUGGCCAUCCUACCCUACUAUGUGUCCCUGGUGGUGGAUGAGGAUGAUCCGGCCCUGGACCAUGAGAAGGCCGGGGGGACCAGCUACCUGGACAAACUGGGCCUGGUGCUCCGGAUCCUGAGGGCCCUGAGGAUCCUGUAUGUGAUGAGGCUGGCUCGUCACUCUCUGGGCCUGCAGACCCUGGGCCUGACAGUGAGGAAGAGCACCAGAGAGUUUGGCCUUCUGCUGCUCUUCCUGUGUGUGGCCGUCACCCUCUUCUCCCCGCUGGUUCACCUGGCCGAGAGCGAGCUGACCGGAGCCCAGGACUUCAGCAGCAUACCCGCCUCUUAUUGGUGGGCCAUUAUCUCCAUGACGACAGUGGGCUACGGCGACAUGGUGCCACGCAGCAUCCCUGGCCAGGUGGUUGCGCUGAGCAGCAUUCUGAGUGGCAUUCUCAUCAUGGCCUUCCCAGCCACCUCCAUCUUCCACAUGUUCUCUAAGAGCUACCAGGAGCUCAAGCAGGAGCACAACCGCCUGUUCAAAGAGGAGUGUGCGGCUGCAGCGGCCCUGGCGGCGACCAGCAGGGAAGGUCAGGAGGGGAGCGAGGACUUCCCUCCCCCAGGGCUGCGCCACAUGUGCCCAGACACGGAGAGCACUCGCUCUCUGGAGUCCCUGUCCCUUCUUGAGAACGGCGGUGUGGUCUCAGGGAAUAACCAGCAUAGCCACAGCCCCAGGCUGCCAGCUGGAGCCUUCUAGACAGACAGACAGACAGGCCUCACCUGCCCUGGCCCACAGACCUCACAGCACACUAGGAACAGGGAGGCCUCAGCAGGCUUACUAAUCACAGACUUAAUAGAAGAUGCAGUAAAAGAUCCAAUCCAAAGUAUUUUUUUCCAUGGCUGUCUUUAUCUCUGAAAAUAUUGCGUAGCUCACCCACAACAUAAUUGUUUUAAUUUUAGUCUCAAUCUCUAUCUGAGAUCAGAAUGUGCAGACCUGGGCCAAUGGAAGCCAUAGCCAUCUGUCUACACUAGACCCAUCUGUACUGAGCUCAACUCUGCUGAUUUUAUUUCUGAGAGGCUUUGAAAGCUGUACUUUAAAAAAAAUCUCAGAUGGAUGCUUCUGACUCUCCCAUGCUGAAUAAACCCUCUCUCUUUCUCCCUUUGCAACAAAUGCAAAGACACACACAGACUAACACUGGAUUUGGCUGCUUGAGUGUCUGGAGUCAUGGACAUGGAGUUAUUUGCCACUCCACCACAUCUUCCGUCGUGACCGGCAGGAAGAGGAUAUUGGAUGAGCAGUGAUCAUAGUCCUUUUAUAAUCUACAGGAGACAGAGAGCCAUCGGCAUAGAAUUAACUUUGUUUGGCUCCAAAUAAAAACACAAGUCAUCUCAACUACGCAGUUGUCGUAGUUUUUUUGUCUUUCUGGGAAGAUAUAUCCUAUCGUAUUCCCUGAAAAGAUCAAUCAGAGAGGGUAUGUGCCGGGGUGAAACAUUAGUCCGUGUAAGUGAGAUAAAGCUGCCAAGACGCAGCAUCAUAUGAUGCAAAAUGCAUCAAUACCAGCUGUAUUUCUGUGUUUUGAAAGUUAUAUAUCGUGAAAACUUGAUUGCUGACAUGCAAAACAUUUUGGGGCUAUAUCAACAAUGGACUAAUGAAAUAAAUACCAAAAGAUAGUUGUUGUUUCUUUCUUUAAGGGCCCUACACACCCUACAUAAAGAGCCGACGUAAACAGAGUGAUGGAGCAUCAUCAAAACAAACUUUAUUUGUCACAUGCGCCGAAUACAAGUCUAGACCUUACCAUGAAAUGCUUACUUACAAGCCCUUAACCAACAGUGUAGUUCGAGAAGAGUUAAGAAAAUAUUUACCAAAUAAACUAAAGUUUUAAAAAAUGAUAAAAAGUAACACAAUAACAUAACAAUAACGAGGCUAUAUACAGGGGGCACCGGUACUGAGUCAGUGUGAAGGGCUACAGGUUAGUCCAGGUAAGUUGUACAUGUAAGUAGGGGUGAAGUGACUAUGCAUAGAUAAUAAACAGUGAGUAGCAGCAGUGUACAAAACAAACGGAGGGGGGGUCAAUAUAAUGGUCCAGUCAUAUACUGUCCAUUCCAAAAUCUUUGCCGCACAAAAGUACAUACAGUUGAAGUCGGAAGUUUAGGUUGGAGUCAUUAAAACUCAUUUUUCAACCACUCCACCAAUUUCUUGUUAACAAACUAUAUUUUUGGCAAGUCGGUUAGGACAUCUACUUUGUGCAUGACACAAGUAAUUUUUCCAACAAUUGUUUACAGACAGAUUAUUUCACUUAUAAUUCACUGUAAACUUCCGAAAUAAUUAA
This is a messenger RNA of Oncorhynchus keta (chum salmon), 4020 nucleotides long. RefSeq names its product potassium voltage-gated channel, subfamily G, member 4a (gene kcng4a). Gene Ontology annotation, cellular component: voltage-gated potassium channel complex; membrane. Gene Ontology annotation, molecular function: delayed rectifier potassium channel activity; protein binding. Bases 819 to 2447 code for a protein of 542 amino acids. The transcript is spliced from 3 exons. The record is from RefSeq and is a predicted model, not a curated record. Gene Ontology annotation, biological process: potassium ion transmembrane transport; protein homooligomerization. Lineage: Eukaryota; Metazoa; Chordata; Actinopteri; Salmoniformes; Salmonidae.